Vigna radiata var. radiata (mung bean) is the source of this 1278-nucleotide messenger RNA. RefSeq names its product 1,4-dihydroxy-2-naphthoyl-CoA synthase, peroxisomal. The transcript has 9 exons. Gene Ontology annotation, biological process: menaquinone biosynthetic process. Gene Ontology annotation, cellular component: cytosol. The coding region runs from base 71 to 1054 and encodes 327 amino acids. Gene Ontology annotation, molecular function: 1,4-dihydroxy-2-naphthoyl-CoA synthase activity. NCBI's taxonomy places the organism in Eukaryota, Viridiplantae, Streptophyta, Magnoliopsida, Fabales, Fabaceae. The record is from RefSeq and is a predicted model, not a curated record.
GCGCUACCAAUGUCGAAUGCGAUUGAAUAUAAAGCAAACUAUCAUCUUCAGAAUCUGUCUCAGAUAUUGAAUGGCGGAGAACAAGGACCUCGAAGCCGCCAUCAGAAGGCUCGCCUCUGUCAAGAAUCACCUCCUUUCCGCCCCCGCAGCUUCCCCUGAACUUACCUUGGCCCACACUUCCGCUACAAACAACAGCUUCGGCCGCGUUCACGGCCACGUCCCCUCUCACGACGUCGUUUGGAGGAUCGCUUCCGAUGAUUUCACAGAUAUUGUGUACGAGAAGGCCGUUGGGGAAGGAAUUGCCAAGAUAAGUAUUAAUAGGCCAGAGAGAAGGAACGCGUUCCGUCCCAAAACGGUGAAGGAGCUCAUGAGUGCUUUCACUGACGCCAGGGAUGAUUCUUCUAUUGGGGUCGUCAUUCUCACUGGCAAGGGAACCAAGGCAUUUUGUAGUGGUGGUGACCAGGCUUUGAGGACUGACGAUGGCUAUUCUGAUGAUGGAAGUUUUAGCAACCUUAAUGUGUUAGACUUGCAGGUGCAGAUACGCCGCCUCCCUAAGCCAGUGAUUGCAAUGGUAGCAGGAUAUGCUGUUGGUGGAGGGCAUAUAUUACAUAUGGUCUGUGAUCUAACUAUUGCAGCAGAUAAUGCUAUCUUUGGCCAAACUGGUCCUAAGGUAGGAAGCUUUGAUGCUGGUUAUGGAAGUUCUAUCAUGUCUCGUUUGGUAGGUCCAAAAAAAGCGCGUGAAAUGUGGUUCCUCACAAGGCUCUAUGAUGCUGUUGAAGCAGAGAAAAUGGGCCUUGUCAACACUGUUGUACCUCUUGAGAAUUUGGAGAUAGAAACGAUAAAAUGGUGUCGGGAGAUACUGAGUAACAGUCCAACUGCUAUUCGGGUGCUCAAGUCUGCUCUUAAUGCAGUGGAUGAUGGACAUUCUGGACUUCAGGAACUCGGGGGAAAUGCAACACUGAUAUACUAUGGCACGGAGGAAGCUAAAGAAGGGAAGACUGCAUAUUUGCAACGUAGACGCCCUGAUUUUUCUAAGUUCAAACGGCGACCUUAAAUGUUUGUCAAUUGUUUCCAUCAAUUUGAGGCAUUUGAGGCAUGGACCUCUAGUCCUUAAUUUACCUUGUCCUUAAUGUACCCAUUUUAAAUGUAUCUGUGAGGUUGAUGAUGAUAAAAUAAACAGAUUUCUCAGAUUUAACUGUUGUGUCCUGUUUCUUAAAAAGAUUAUCAGCUUCAGUAAACAAGACAGCAGAAUAUACAUUUCCGCUUAUUUUCUCAAAA